Molecule: messenger RNA, 2812 nt
Organism: Rhineura floridana
Lineage: Eukaryota; Metazoa; Chordata; Lepidosauria; Squamata; Rhineuridae
Gene: FNDC7
Product: fibronectin type III domain containing 7
Exons: 13
Coding region: 1-2736 (911 amino acids)
Biological process (GO): proteolysis
Molecular function (GO): protein binding; cysteine-type peptidase activity
Source: RefSeq, a predicted model, not a curated record
AUGGAAUUACAGGGAUACACAACAAGUGUUCAUAACUUUGGCACAAACUUGGAUGUUGUGAUGAAGAACAUCUGGCUCAUCCCCACCAAUGUACACAGUUCUCAUUGGGUACUAAUGAUUGUGUUCUUCAAGUGGAAAAUUAUUCUGUAUCUUGAUUCCAAACAUGGCAUCUUCACCAAGUACACCAACAUGCUGCAAACAUUUAUAGAGAUGCAGUCAGCUUCAGCAAUGAAUUGGUCAGAGUGGAUCAUUCAUGCACCUCUUGACAUACCAGUUCAAAAGGACUCUUCCAACUGUGGGGUGUUUAUUAUUUCAGUGAAUACAGAUUUCACUGUUUCCGUUUAUGACAUUACAUCAAGAAGUGUUUAUCUCCAGUGGCUCAAAUUUCCAGGGGCCUUUUCUUAUAGAGCCAUGGCAACCCCUAUGAACACAAUGGGGCACUCUUCGUCAGCCUAUUUCAGUGACAUUACACUUGUAGGCGCUCUAGCAUCACUGGCUCCGAACACAGUCUACACUAUAAAAGUGGAUGCUAUUGAUAAGGAUGGAGUUAUACUGGCUGAAGCUCAGACAAUGCAGUUAACAGCUCCUGAGAUUCCCACUAUUGAACAGACUUAUUCAAAACUGAGUAACAGUAUCACAGUGGAAUGGGCAUCUGUCACAGGAGCAUCCAGUUACCUGCUGACAGCACAGGAUGGAGAGUCAUUCAUUGAAACCAUAGUGACAAACUCACCAGGCACUCUGAGAGGGUUGAAGGCUGCUACACUGUAUAAAAUCACCAUCCGAUCUAUAAACGCUGGAGGAAGAAGCCAGCCUUCACCUUCAAAGAAGGCAAAAACAGUGCUUGCCGCACCAAUCCUGAAAGCAAGUUCCCAAAGUUAUGACAACAUUGUUGCAAGUUGGAGAGCUGUAGAUAUGGCUGUUGGAUUUUUUGUGUCUGUCGUGAGAUCAGAUGGCUUGGGCAGCAUGUUGAAAGAAAACACCACCAACAGCUCCCUGACAUUUUCCAGCCUAGACCCAGGAACUCUCUAUACUAUCAAGGCACAUGCUUGGGAUGCUAAUGGGAUACCUGGGGAUGACUUCACCUACAACCAAAGAACAAGGCCUCAUGCACCAGGAGAUGUUCAAGUGGUUUUUGACAGUGGAGCUUUGAGAGCAACUGUUUCUUUCAUCCCAACAGAAGGCACUUCCAGUUACAUAAUUGCAGCCUACAGUGGCACCUCCAAAGUAAACUGUAGUACAACUUCCAGUUCCUGCACUAUCCCAUUGCUGAAGUGUGGGGCUGAGUAUUCCCUGGUAGUUGCAGCAAGCAAUGAGGCUGGUUCCAGCACACCUACAGAGUCUGUGACUUUCAGAACUGUCCCGUGUGCUCCAGAAAGUAUAAUAAUUGAAGAGGAUGAGCCAGGCUACAUGGCAGUGUCAUGGUCAGAUGUUGAUCUAGGUGAUUAUUAUGUGGUCUUUGUGAAAAGUAAUGAUGGCUUGGAGGUACACUGCAACACAUCACAUACCCAGUGUCAAUUCCGAUCAGACUGCGGCUUCACCUAUUUUAUUAGUGUCUUUGCCUAUAACAAGGCAGGGCAAAGUCCAUUAGGUGACAUAUUUAAUUUUACAACAGCACCUUGCUGCCCAAUUGAUGUUAUUCCAGCAUUUGUAUCCAGUGACACAAUUCAGAUUGUCUGGUCUCCUGUCCGUGGUGCUGAAAUGUAUGAAACUAAAGCUGUUGACUGGGCCAAUGAGCUGCUAUGCAAUGACACUGCAACAGUUUGUACCCUAUCUGCACUGCAGUGCAACACUCAGUACAACAUCACUGUUUAUUCAUUAAGUGAAAUCAGGGGCAGCAAUACAUCAUGUGCAUCUAAACAUGUGGCAACAGCUCCAUGUAGUCCGGAAAUAAUAAAUGUCUCAAAGGAUGCUGUCUCUGUAAUUAGUGUGCACUGGCAUGGCAAUAACAAUGAAGCGACAUACACAAUCACUGCCAAAGGAGAGGCAGGAAUUUGGUAUUGUAGAAGCUCUGGAAAUUCAUGCACCAUCCAUAAUCUCCCAUGUGGGUCACUGUUCUCUGUCAAUGCUGUAGCAAGUACAGAAGCAGGACACAGCUUGCCUAGUUACAGUGUUCCUUUAGAGACUGCGCCUUGCUGCCCAGUGAAUCUUGCAGUAACUCAAGUGACGCAGUCUGUAACAAACAUCAGUUGGUCUACUGGGACUGGUGCAAAGACAUACAUAACAAUUUUGGAGUCGCACAAAGGACAAACCAGGUGUCACACACUCCAAAACUACUGCCUCCUAGGAUGCAUUACAUGUGGAACCAACUACAGUGUGUCUGUCAAAGCAGUAAGCGGAACAGGCUUAAUAUCAGAUUGUAUAUACACAGAAUUUUUUUCUAGUGCCUGCUGCCCUUCUGGAGUUAAACUAUAUAGACUGGGCAACAGUGGCAUACGAAUAUACUGGCGGAAUUCCAGAGGUUCAAUCAACUAUAGCACAGAUCUUUAUGGCUCGAAGGGAAAUUUCACCUGUGCACCGAAAACAGACCUAACUUAUUGUGAUAUCACUGAAAUCCCCUGUGGGGAUGUCUAUACAGUUGUGGUGUCACCUUUAACUGAUAGUGAGGGAUCAAGAGUUGCAUUUUGUCCUAAGAAGAUAUAUUCAGUGACAUGCUCUGGAAAUUCAGUAGGGAUGGUGAUUUACAGGGGGAAGAAAAGUCCAGGUCACUACCAGGUGCUACAGAAAAAUAAAGACUAAAAGAAACAGGUAAGAAUAUCAGAGUAGUAUCUCAUUAUGGCUUUUAGUUCCAUGGCCAGUGCACCACUGAACUCAU